Messenger RNA from Macrosiphum euphorbiae (potato aphid), 348 nucleotides. The record is from the annotation of a GenBank genome assembly. Lineage: Eukaryota; Metazoa; Arthropoda; Insecta; Hemiptera; Aphididae.
AUGGAAGUAAUUUUGAGUGAACGUAGGAAAGAACUAAUUCUUUAUAAAAAUUAUAAAUUUUCAUGUAAAAACCUUACUAAAAAUGGACGUAAGUGGCGGUGUACAGAAAAAACUUGUAACGCUAAAUUGUAUGUUAACGAGGUUAAAACUACAAUAUUAAAAGAAGAAACUGAACACAAUCAUCUCCCUUAUAAAAACGUUCAACGACAACUUAUAUCAAAUCAAUUAACAAACAAAUAUUUACUGAAAAAUCAACAAAUGAUCUCAAAAUUGAAGACAUAUCAAAUAUACGACAAAAUUUAUAUAGAGCAAGAAGAAAAUCUAUACCAAAAUUCGGUAAGUCGGUAA